Messenger RNA from Tripterygium wilfordii, 3160 nucleotides. RefSeq names its product TPR repeat-containing thioredoxin TTL1-like. Bases 404 to 2482 code for a protein of 692 amino acids. The transcript has 7 exons. Gene Ontology annotation, cellular component: cytoplasm. Gene Ontology annotation, molecular function: protein binding. The record is from RefSeq and is a predicted model, not a curated record. Lineage: Eukaryota; Viridiplantae; Streptophyta; Magnoliopsida; Celastrales; Celastraceae.
AGUGGGAGAAGCGAAACCUGUCUCGUGAAGCAGCAGGUGAAGAGAGAGAAAGGAAAAUUGAAACCUCUCUCUCUUCUCUCUUCUCGUCGCUUUCUCUCUCUAGAUUCACAUUCAUUCUUUGCUUCCUCCUUUUAUAUCACGAGAUCCCCAUAACUUCCUCUUUCGUUCUUUCUUUCUUUCUCUCCCUCUCCUCUUCUAUGUCUUCUACAAAGCUUCGCUCGCAAUGUCUCAGUCCUCCCUAUUCUUCCUAUACUUGUUAUGUUGCUGUUCUCCAAUUUGUAGACACUAUUGACGGUGCUAAUAAGGAAAAUUGAACGAGAAUUUGUGGUACAUUGAGUGGAGGGGUCUAGUGGGGGUGGAAAUUUGAGAGGGAAUUUUUUUGGGGUGUUUGGUUACUGAGAAAAUGUCGCAUUCCGGGAAACCCAUUUCGGAUUUGAGGUUGGAUACACUGUCCGAUCAGCUUCGGGACUCAUUGAGUUGUUUCGAGGAGGCUAACAAGCCCGAUUUCCGCGAGCUCGAUCUGGGUUCCCCUGUAUCGCCUCUUCGUACGCGUGGACUUUCUACCACUACCACCGCCACUAGCAGUAGCUCCAGUUCGUCCGGAUCCGUAUCCGGGAGAAAUGGGCAUGAUAUGGUUCCGAGAAGAUCCGACAAUAAUAACUCCUCUGAGCUCUCUGCGUCAAGCGAGUCCAGUCCUACCACCGCAUCCCGGAAUCCCAAACCGGGUCACUCCAGAUCCGACUCUAGCUCUAGUACAGCAACUGCCACAACCCACCCUUUGAUUUAUUCGGGUCAAAGCUCUAUGAACUCACCGGCAGCUAAUGUUCUACCAACCGGCAAUAUCUGCCCUUCUGGGAGGAUCCUGAAAACGGGUAUGAAUCCCAUUCGGAGCUCCAAAAGUGAUGUAUUAGGGUCUGGGGGCGGUAACUAUGGCCAUGGCAGCAUAAUGCGAGGCACAAGUACAAGCAAAGCAUAUGGUAGCGCAGAGACAGUGAAUGCUGGCACUGCGAGGGCAGGAAGUGGUGGGGAUGCCAUGAGGAGAGUAAUGUACAGUGCUGAUCCGGAGGAAGUGAAGAGAGCAGGGAAUGAGAUGUACAAAAAGGGGCAUUUAAUCGAGGCACUUGGACUGUACGAUAGAGCAAUUGCAUUGGCACCGGGAAAUGCUGCCUACCGGAGCAAUCGGGCUGCAGCUCUCAUAGGACUGGGGCGGGUGGCUGAAGCUGUGAGGGAGUGUGAGGAGGCAAUUAGGUUGGAUCCCAAUUACUGGAGGGCUCAUCAGAGGUUGGGCUCAUUGCUUAUCAGGUUAGGACAUGUUGAUAAUGCCAGGAGGCGCCUUUGUUUCGCCGGUCAGCAGCCUGACCUUGCUGAGAUGCAAAAGUUGCAAGCCAUGGAGAAGCACCUAAUCAAAUGUACUGAUGCCCGGAAGUUUGGUGAUUGGAAAACUGUAUUAAGGGAAGGUGAUGCUGCCAUUACUGCAGGAGCUGAUAUUUGUCAUCAGCUAUUUAUGUGUAGAGCUGAAGCACUCCUGAAGCUCCAUCAACUUGAAGAUGCUGAAUCAAGCCUGUUAAAUAUUCCAAAAAUGGAACUCUAUAUCAACUCCUGCUCACAGACUCGCUUUUUUGGGAUGCUUUCUGAAGCUUACCCUUACUUUGUGAGAGCCCAGAUUGAGAUGGCAUUGGGCAGGUUUGAUAAUGCAGUUGCGGCUGUUGAGAAAGCUGGGCACGUUGAUCCAAGAAAUAUUGAAGUAGCAAUGCUUCUUAACAACGUCAGGCUGGUGGCUAGAUAUCGUGCACGUGGUAAUGAUCUCUUUAAGUCGGAUAGGUUCACUGAAGCCUGCUCAGCAUAUGGUGAAGGUAUCAGGCUUGAUCCUUCAAACUCUGUUCUCUAUUGCAAUAGAGCUGCUUGUUCAUUUAAACUUGGUCUUUGGGAGCAAUCAAUUGAGGACUGCAACCAAGCUUUAUGUAUCCAACCUAAUUAUAAGAAAGCUCUUCUUCGAAGAGCUGCCUCAAACAGCAAGCUAGAGAGGUGGGCUGAUGCUGUGAGAGAUUAUGAAGCUCUGAGGAGGGAACUUCCUGAUGACAAUGGAAUUGCGGAGUCUCUAUUUCAUGCCCAAGUUGCAUUGAAGAAAUCUCGAGGAGAAGAUGUUUAUAAUAUGAAAUUUGGUGGAGAAGUGGAAGAAGUUGCUGUUAUUGAGCAGUUCAGAGCUGCAAUAUCCAUACCAGGAGUCUGUGUUGUCCAUUUUAAAGCAGCAUCUAACUUGCAUUGCAAGCAAAUAUCUCCAUUUGUUGACACUUUAUGUGGGCGCUAUCCUUCCAUAACUUUUCUCAAGGUGGAUAUUGAGGAGAGCCCAGCAAUUGCAAAUGCAGAGAACGUGAGAAUUGUACCAACAUUUAAGAUAUACAAAAAUGGUAGCCGGGUGAAGGAAAUUGUUUGUCCAAGUCGCGAGGUGUUGGAAUACUCGGUGAGGCAUUAUAGCCUUUAGAGCUCAUAAAACUGUAUUCUUACAUUUUUAAUCUUGCCUUGUCGAACCUCGAGUCUCAUAAGAGGAAUCUUCCACUGCCAUCCUUCCCCACCAUACCACGAUUACCAGAUAUCUGUGACAUAAGUCAGAGCGACAUAAUAACCUCACUAGCCAGCCAAGUAUGCCUGUGGAACCACACAGAAAAUAGCUUAGUUCGUUUUUGCCGGUUUCAUUUAUUCAUUCAUUCCUCAUUGCUCUGUGGUUCCAUGCUCUCUUCCUCCCAUCUCCUCCUGUUAAUUAUCCCCCAUUUCUUUCUUGUUUGUACGAUUACCUGAUUCUUGUAUCCCUACUUUCAUAGUUUCAUGAUGAGCACAAAAAACAACAAAAGAGAGAGAAUAUGUAGUAUGUACAAUUUCAUUAAAUUGCUUCUCUAGUCAAUGAGAGAGAGAGAAGGGGGGGGGGGGGGGGGGGGACUGGCAGGCUGGUUAGUAGAAGAGAGGACCUUGUACAUGUAUAUAUAUGUGAUGAUAUAUACAGAAAGAACACUGGAAGCCAUGAGGGAGAGAUUAGAUGUCUGGUGGUGGGUACUUUUUACUAGGUUUAGUGAAAGAAGGAUGAAUACUAUUUAUUGUUGUUUCUUUUACCAUUUCAUCAAUAAAAAAAUUCCCCAUUCCAAUCCCCCCCCAUUCACAACCCAUA